GGCCGGGAGAGGCUGGGGGUGGGGUUUCCGAGCGGACUGCGGGGCUCCGAACUCGCGCGGCCCCUGCGGCUCUUUACGUCUGGCACACGGUUGGUGCUGUUGCUGCUGCUGCCGGAUUCGCUGCUUCGCUGCCUGGGCCGCGUUGUCCGAACCCCGCCCAACCCUCCCCCUGCCCCGAGCCCGAGCGCCAAGCGGGCCCCCGGAAACAGCUGUAUUAGACCUUGAUGUGCUUCUGUAAACUGAAAAGGGGAGAAAGCAUUUACUAGAAGAAUGUCCACCCCUAGCUGGAAACCAUUUGUCUACGGAGGUUUGGCCUCUAUCACUGCAGAAUGUGGUACUUUUCCAAUUGAUUUAACCAAGACACGUCUCCAGAUUCAGGGACAGACAAAUGAUGCCAAGUUCAAGGAAAUUCGAUAUCGAGGAAUGUUACAUGCAUUAGUAAGGAUAUGCAGAGAAGAAGGGCUGAAAGCAUUGUAUUCUGGGAUUGCCCCUGCAAUGUUACGGCAGGCUUCUUAUGGUACCAUAAAGAUAGGCAUUUAUCAGAGCUUGAAGAGAAUGUUUGCUGAUCGACCAGAAGAUGAAACCCUCCUGUUAAAUGUCGUAUGUGGAAUUCUUUCUGGUGUUAUUUCCUCAUCCAUUGCCAAUCCAACAGAUGUUUUGAAAAUAAGAAUGCAGGCUCAAAGCAAUGUGAUUCAAGGAGGAAUGAUAGGGAACUUCAUCAACAUCUACCAGCAGGAAGGAACCAGAGGACUUUGGAAGGGGGUGUCCCUUACUGCUCAGAGAGCUGCCAUUGUUGUUGGAGUGGAAUUACCAGUUUAUGAUAUCACCAAGAAGCAUCUCAUCCUAUCUGGCCUGAUGGGAGAUACUGUCUCUACACACUUUCUAUCAAGCUUCACCUGUGGUUUAGCUGGAGCUCUUGCUUCAAAUCCUAUUGAUGUUGUGAGAACACGUAUGAUGAAUCAGAAAGCCUUACAAGAUGGAACACAUUCUGGUUACAAAAGCACUCUGGAUUGUUUUUUACAGACAUGGAAGAGUGAAGGCUUUUUUGCAUUGUAUAAAGGAUUUUGGCCAAAUUGGUUGAGACUUGGUCCUUGGAAUAUUAUUUUCUUUGUGACAUAUGAACAAUUGAAAAAAUUGGACUUGUGACAGCUGACAGAUGGCCUCAGACAUCGCUAUGACAAGGAUGCUAUUUUCAGCAACAGUAAUGCUUUCUGCUUCUCAGUGCUUGACUCUUCACAAAUUUUGAGAUGCAGGCAACAGAUCAAAAAUGUCACCGCAAAAGCGUUCGUUUCAAUCCCUCAGAUGCAGCUCACCAAUUACGUGGAAGUACAAAGUUUCUGGUCAGAAAGUCUCUUCUUACUACUUAAGUGCUCUUAGAUACCAAAUGUAAAAAAGGACAUGUCUUGAUUGGCUGCAUUUUGUAGCACUGUGUCAGGGGAAAGGGAAAACUAAGAUAGAAUUUCUUCUGUUACAAGAUGACAGUGAUAUGGCUCAGUUUUUAACUUCCAAUAUCUUAUAAAAGGAUAGGAGACAGGGAUUAGGCCCAUGAUUUCAUUGGUACAGGUAGCUCCCAGCCAAGGGAUCUUGAUCUAUCAAGGCAGGUCAGCAUCUGCUCUGCAACUUAGAAAAUUGAUUUGGAGCAGUAACUUCCCCAGGUUCACACAGCCAGGAUGUCAAAGGAAAGACUUGAAUUCAGACCUUCCCAUUUUCCAGGUGGGCUCUCUAUUCACUACUCCAUGCUGCCUCUCAUGCAGCUGUAUCUUAUGUAGGGAAUAUUAAAGUGCUCAGAUGAGGAAGCCAUCACUAGCUUCUUUAUUUCUUUUCUUUUCUUUUUUUUUUUUUGCAGGGCAAUGAGGGUUAAGUGACUUGCCCAGGGUCACACAGCUAGUAAGUGUCAAGUGUCUGAAGCCAGAUUUGAACUCAGGUCCUCCUGAAUCUAGGGCCAGUGCUUUAUCUACUGCACCACCUAGCUACCCCCCAUCAUUAGCUUCUUAAUGGAGUCCCCAAAUGCUAGGUUCCUGGACUCCUAGUGACUUUGGCUUGGCAUCAUUGGAAGAGAAUAUGCAGCAAGGAUGCGUUCCAUCCAAAACUGGUUCUAGAUGGUCAGCCUGAGAAUAAUCAGUGGAAACAUUGUAUAGGGAGGGAGUUUAUCCAUGAAAUGUUUUUGUUGUUGUUUUCAGAUUCAUUUUUAGCAGGAUGUCUUUUUAACUUCACAUUCAUGAUGAAUACAAUGCUUGGAGAACUGAAUUAUGGGGCAAAGUGUUAACCAAGUUGUGGUCAUUUGUACCCGCUGUUGUAGCUUCAAAGAAAGUUGCCUUUAAAGGGAGCUAUUUCACUAUUUGAAGGGAUGCUGGAUUGAGCAUCCAAGAAACCAACAUUCUGUAUUGGGCCUUGUCACCACUUUGCUGUUUAACUUUUUUAGGAAAAGCCUAAAAACCUUUCGGUUCUUCAAUUUCCUCAUCUCUAAAAUGGGGAUGGGGUAGCCUCCUGGUGUACUGGUGUAAAAUGACAUCAUUCAAUCUCCACCCCUUAAAUCCUUUUGCUGGGGGAGAUGACAGUGUUUCCUUUCUCUCUAGGCUGAGAGUUUUACAGCCAGCGGUUACUUAGUGAACUUGUUUCAAGAGAUGAGCUGUGUUACAAUAGGGUGCCUUCCCUGGUGGUUUAACCUAGCCAUGAUUUCUCAGUACUUUCUUCCAGCAGGCUGAAAGGAAUAUAUUGAAUUGUCUGUUUUGUUGCUGAGGAUUUUAGAUUUAAUGAAGCAGUCUGAUUACCAAAAAUAGAAACUAAACCAGGAUGAUUAAAAAAAAAAGCCCAAAGUGUUCAUUUUAGGUGCUAAAAGCCCAAGAUAAAUUAUAAGAUUCUUUGAUGAUUUCUCUCCACGUGCCAGUAGAGGAUCACUCAGCUGAGCCUAUCCAAGCCUUAGACCAUUUGUUAACAGUACCAAACCCCACCUCAAAAUACUGUAUUUUGUUACUUUAUCAGACAUUCCGCCAAUAGUUAUAAUCAAAAGACUGAUUCUUUUUAAAUUCAAAGGACUUUUUUUUCCUGAUUAAUCAUUCAAUCAUUUUUUUUUUAGAUUGCACAAGACACUUUAUUUUUUUUAACAGAUGUAUAUAUUUUCCAAAAUGUUAUAGGCAAGUUCACUUACAAAGACCAAUUAUAAAAUGAUAUAGUUAUGAUCAUCCUAUGUAUCCAUUUUUCUGUUUUCAUAUUAUUUGCAUGUAAAGUUCAUGCUGUGAUGUAAAUCUGAAGGGGUUGGGUCUUUAGAUGAGUUCUAAGGUCCUUUCUAUUCUUAAUUUCAGUGGUUUAAAUCAAAAUACUUUAAAAAGGCUUUAUUUAAAAAAAAACUUUUAAAAGAAUGUACCUUUUAUUGGCUCAGUUUUUCAGUACCAUGAAGUAUUUGAUUUGACUAGUUUUAGGCCUUAGAAUGAUUAAUGACCGUUUUAGAACAUGCUAGUCAGAGUGGCUGAAGGAUCAGGAAAACACACUCUUCCCCUCGUCUGUUUUAAGGGCACAGCUAAAGCCUUCUCCCAACCCCUACUUUUGAAUAUGUUUUUGGAGUAUGAAAAAAAGAGUUUUAUGGUUUUAAAGUUGUUUUUCCUGUAGCUUCUAUAAUCAAAUUGCUUUUUUAAAAAGUGUUUUCUGUUUGCACAUGAAUUAAUUUAGCCUUUGCUGUUGAAAGUUUCUAGUCACUGUUAAGAAAAAUGUUUCCUGCUUAUAUUUAUUUGUAAAUUUGAAUUACAGUGCUUUACACAAAAUUGUCAUUUUCAUAAGCUUUUCUGGCUUCUAGUUUUUUAUUUAAAUAUUGCUGAGUUGUGCAGAUGCAAACUCUU
Messenger RNA from Dromiciops gliroides (monito del monte), 3833 nucleotides. RefSeq names its product solute carrier family 25 member 30 (gene SLC25A30). Bases 271 to 1146 code for a protein of 291 amino acids. Gene Ontology annotation, biological process: mitochondrial transport; transmembrane transport. The record is from RefSeq and is a predicted model, not a curated record. The transcript has 10 exons. NCBI's taxonomy places the organism in Eukaryota, Metazoa, Chordata, Mammalia, Microbiotheria, Microbiotheriidae. Gene Ontology annotation, cellular component: mitochondrial membrane.